This is a messenger RNA of Acaulospora colombiana, 858 nucleotides long. Lineage: Eukaryota; Fungi; Glomeromycota; Glomeromycetes; Diversisporales; Acaulosporaceae. The record is from the annotation of a GenBank genome assembly.
AUGCCACAAAUCAUCUCACAUUCGUUCUGGGUUCGUCUGUCCGAAGUAAUAUCCGAGCUUUAUGAAGAUCUUCAGGACUCCACGAUCUGGCAACGAAUAUUGGGUUGGUGUUUGGCAUUCUUUCUCAACCUGUUCCUCAUUGUAACGAGGUUUAGAAGAGGUGAUAAUAGGAUGCAGGCAGGAUCGUACAAGGACGUAGAUAACGUGGAGGAUUUUCUUGCAAGUGUUAGCGGCGCGGAGAUAUUCCUGCUGCUUUUCAGUCUCGCUAACGCGGUUUAUGUAUGGGCUAGAAAAAGAAGAUAUCACUUUUUUCAAAGGGGUCCUUCGCAGAGACCCGAGGUUGCCAAUGCGAGACUCGUCGACCUGAAGCUACCUUACUUUGCUCAAAAUAGGAUUGGAGAAUACGUGUAUGAAAUUCGAUCCCGAUCGGGCCAGUAUGUUUGGCAAGUUAACGUUUGGAAUCCAGAUGAUUUUACGCUCAGUCUGUUUUGUGGAUUUUCGCCGGCUCAUGUUGGUAUUCUGAUUCUUAUGAACCCUGGAAUUUGGACUUAUUAUGUUGGCACGAUUGCACUCCUGUCCUUGCAGAUGUACGUCAAUGUUUAUAAAUUCUCAUCUCUGGUCACAGACAGACAAGCUAUUUAUGGGGAGGUUCAGAGAGAGUAUGACAACAAAUUUGUCAGACCAAGACUUUUCGUGGAGAAGCAAAACGACUCCACGCAAACAAAUUUAAAUGAAGAAUUGAGUAGACUUGAUGAUACGUGGCGUACAUUUGAAUCGAACCAAUACCCAGAAGGGAUGGAUAACCCGUGGAUAGGAUCUUCGUCAUCAUCAAAUUUGCACCAGGACAACACCACCUGA